Fonsecaea multimorphosa CBS 102226 is the source of this 2130-nucleotide messenger RNA. RefSeq lists its product as uncharacterized. Gene Ontology annotation, molecular function: protein-lysine N-methyltransferase activity. Gene Ontology annotation, biological process: peptidyl-lysine monomethylation. The transcript has 2 exons. The record is from RefSeq and is a predicted model, not a curated record. The coding region runs from base 1 to 2130 and encodes 709 amino acids. NCBI's taxonomy places the organism in Eukaryota, Fungi, Ascomycota, Eurotiomycetes, Chaetothyriales, Herpotrichiellaceae.
AUGGAGCCUGACGAGACCACGUUGGAUCAAGAUGCUAUCGACAAGAUACCCCAAAGUUCUACCCCUCCACUGCGGAUGAACGUGGAAGGUGCUGCAGCAGCAGACGUCUUCCGCAACCACCGUCGCCUUGUCGAUUGGGUCCUGGAAAAUGAUGGAUACAUGCACCCGCAUGCUCAGAUUGCCUUCAGCUCGCGCAAUGGGUAUCAUGCUGUGGUCGCUGACGGACAUUCUCUUGUGAGCGGAACUCGUGUUGCAAGUUGCCCGAUGACAAUUACAUUAUCAGUGCUCAAUGCUUUCAACAUUGACCCAUUCUCAAAUCAUGACACUUGCUUUCCAACGCCUUUUCUAUACAGUCAGUCGAAGAAACCUGAGUCUCUGCAAGCCUUCUUUCUGAUGGAGCAAUUGAUCCUUGGAGAAAAAUCUUGGUGGGCUCCCUACAUUGCCACAUUGCCCACAGUGGAAGACAUCACCGCCAUGCAAUUUGAGGAGGAAGCGGAUGCCAUGUGGCUCGAGGGAACCAAUCUCAAGGGCGGACUCUCCACUCAAGCUGCCAAGUGGGAAGAUAUGUACUCACAAGGCUCGGCUCAUUUGAGGAAACUGGGCUGGCCCAGUGCACUGAAUGGAUCUUACACCUGGCCUCGCUUUCGCUGGGCGGCGACCAUUUUUGGCAGCCGUUCUUUCACCUCACAGGUCCUUGAUGCAACUCUUCCCGCAGACCUUGCGACCAUUCAUCGCCGGCAAGAGCCGUACGACCUGGUCAAGCUCUUUGGAGACCGCUUUGCCGUGCUACUUCCGCUCCUCGAUCUCCUCAACCACAAACCCGCGGCCCAGGUCGAAUGGCAAGCCCAAUACCAUUUUGUCGGGCUUCAGAUCCUCGAGGCCUAUGAGUCUGGGCAGGAGCUUUACAACAACUACGGUCCCCGGGACAAUGAGGGUCUUCUUCUGGCGUACGGCUUCACUAUUCAACACAACCCCUUCGACCAUCUUGUCGUCAGCAUCAAAGCGCCGCCUGGGUCGCCGCUGGAUGUGGCUCGCCGACUAUGGAAGCAGGACAUCAGAUCAGACAUUGAAAGAAGAUGUUUCAUAUUCAACCACAAACAUCCCGAGUCGACGUCGGCGCUAGCACUAGAGUCGUCACUCUUCUCCUUCGACUUAUUGGACAGUAUUUCCAUUCUGUGCGCCAAUGAUCGUGAAAUGCAGAGCAUGACGAUGAGAAACCAGUCUUUGAUGAGCUUCUGUCUCGCCGACGAGCCCCGUUUCCAAGAUCGUCGCAUUAUAUUGGCCACUCUGGGCCAACUUCUGAGAGAAUGCAUUGCACGCUCUGAAAGGCUAAGAAACACAGAUCCACGUAAAACCAUUCCCGGGUUGGAGCCUGCCAAUUCGAAACAAUCCAACGCCAAAGUCUACCGAGAGAGUCAGCUAGAGAUCGUCGAAACAGCGGUUGCGCUUUGCAACUUCGUGCUGAGAUGCGCCAUCGGUGGGAGCGCGGACGCCGAACAGAUAUUAACUGGUAUGCAAGGCCAAGUCUCAAGUUCUGCUUUGGCAAAUUUGAGGCUUCUGACUAGAAGGCACGUUCGGCUUACUCGCCCCUUUGAGCUUCUUAGUCUGGAUGGCCUGGUCGAGAUGGUUCCCAAUUCUGAAAGUGUCCGAAAAUGCUUGGUCAAUUUGAGCCAACAACUCCAGAGCAAUGCUGAUGGCACGGGAUCGAUUGAUGCGUCAAGCCCAACAAACUUCAGCAAAGGUCGACUUGCGGUUGCUCUGUCAGCACUAUACAGCGAAUAUGCUCAUGGCGUCAAGCUCCCACACAGAGUCACGGAAUGGGUCAAACAGUUAGUCACAUGGUAUCCACCGGAUAGUGAUUCCUGGGCGUAUGUGCCGACUCCUGGCCCAUGGACACCCGGAGAGGAGCCCCCGGCUGAACUGAUGGACCUUCUUGCUGCCCGGGCUGCUCUGUCUCCGACAAUAGCGGUGGACUCGACCGUCAAACGAUGGCUGAGACCCGAGAGGAUAUGCUGGGGGUGGAAUGUCAUGGAGGAAGAGAAAGUGACUCUCCCCUCGUAUCUUGUAGAGGAGGAGUCCAAUGGAGUGACAGACGGCAUAUCGCAUUUGAUCUAUUGGCAGCUGUACUAG